Messenger RNA from Pogonomyrmex barbatus (red harvester ant), 3500 nucleotides. RefSeq lists its product as uncharacterized. Gene Ontology annotation, molecular function: cell adhesion molecule binding. The record is from RefSeq and is a predicted model, not a curated record. Gene Ontology annotation, cellular component: cell-cell junction; plasma membrane. Gene Ontology annotation, biological process: cell-cell adhesion. Lineage: Eukaryota; Metazoa; Arthropoda; Insecta; Hymenoptera; Formicidae.
AUCGGAAGAGGAAAACGGACGAGAGACCUCGCGUCCCCCCCCCCCCCCGCCGAUCGGUGUAUGGCACAGACCCCCGCGAAUACUUUGCACUCGUUCGUGUAUUUAAGUAUCGAAGUAUCGACUCUCGAUUCCGAGUAAGAAAAAGUCGUGGCAAAGUGUAUUUUUACUCGAGAUCUACGUUCUACGUGCAAUCGCAGUACGGAUACUUUACGGACAGAUACGACAGAUGCCCCGCGAGUACGUGUACUCGGUAGUAGAUUACGCGAGUUUUGGUGGAAGAGAGAGACAGACGCGUUUUCUUUCGUUUAAGAUUUAAAAUUGUAAAGUCGCGCCUGGUACUAUUUAUUAAUGAAUAAUUCGAAUAUCGAGGGGAUCAAGAGAUCUACAUUUGGAUUUUACUGUUUGAACAUUCGGUGCUACGGAUAUUGUGCGAAUAGCAAUAUUCGCUACCUGACAACACAAAUAUUUCAAUCUUUUUGAAGAAAAGAAUCUUUACUUAUUGUUAAUCGCUCAAAAUAGGAGGAAAAGGAGAUUCUUUCCAGAAUAAAAAAAAUCCUCCGAUACCGCCUGUGCAACCACCAAAGACUCUUUGCAACAUCCCGACACUUCAUCCCGCGGGAUCGAUCGAUCGGUCGAAAGAAACAGAAGUAUCGCGGCAAGCGACGAUCAAUCAACGAUUCCAGCAACGAUUCCCCAGAUUCCAGAAACCGGAUAAAGAUCCAAGGCAGACGGUCGUGGAAAACGUGCGCGUAUCUCGCAAAGAGAGGGACGUCGUCCUUACAUGCGCCGUCGUCGCGGGUACAAAUUGCACGCGAGCAAACGCCUCGGCGGCAGUACACGUGCGCCACGACGCCCGGCGUCGAACGUCGCGGCGGACGACGCCUUCGUCUCGUCGCCACGGCUGGUUGUAUUACAAUCGCAACGAUAAAUGCGCCGACAUUUCCACGGAUGACAUCCCGGCCGCUCUCCAAAAUGAUGAUCGCCUGGAUCACUCUGCUGGCUCUCGGCGCCGUUUGCCACGCUUUGCCCGUGGCCGACGAGUCUGAUGAUACGAGUACGAUAAGAGAUAUAGAAAGUGUCUCGGAGUCGACUGUCGCUCCCGAGGUGGAGGGUCACCCCAUGGACGACAUAAUGCCAGGAACAAAACCACCGCCGAGCACCGUGGUGUUCGUUGACAUCCCAGAGCAUACGGAAACGGAACUGGGUUCAUCCGUGCUGCUGGCCUGUCGAACUGCUAAUCCUGUGGCCGAAUGCCAAUGGUCCUGGCAACCAUUACCACCGGUUCACCUGCCGCUUCCGGACGUCAGUGAAAGCCCGCCGGUUUCUUCGACAAUCACGGCGAUCCCGACGAUCGCAACUACAGCAACUCCCACGACCCACCCAUUGCCCGUACGACAGUUUCCCGCGUUCGGGAACAACAGCAACGAUUGCUCCGUGAGAUUCUCCAGCACCAAGCACGAACAGACAGGAUAUUGGACCUGCGCAGCGAGAGCCUCGACGAGCGAUCCUUUCACCAGCACCGAGCCUGCCAAGCUUAGCAUCGUCAAUGCUAAUCAAGGCAUUCUCAUCACGUUCGCGGAGAACGAGAAUGUCGUUGAGGUUCCGGCGGGAUCCUCGGCGCAGAUAAUGUGCCAGGCAAAGUCACCGGUACGCGAAUGCCAGUGGUCCUGGCGGCAAUUGAACCAAUCGCAGCCCUGGAACCUCGACGUGAAAUCGUUUCCAGCCUUCGGUAAUGACAGCACGGAAUGCAGUAUCAAGUUCAAGAACGUCCUGCCGGAGCAGGAAGGCUACUGGACCUGUGGUGCGCGAAUCAAUCCGAAUUCCUCGUUCACCCAGGCGUCUCCCGUUCGAUUUCUCAUAUCGGAAGUCGAGUUCGUGCAGUUGUCACGCGGCGUACAGGUCGCCGCCGGAGAAUCCGUCUUUCUUCGAUGCUUGGCGAACAAGCCGGUGGUACAGUGCGAGUGGUCGUGGAGGGCGUCGAACUCGAGCAAGGAACCGCUGCUGGUGAAGAAAUUCAGUCCAAACAAGGACGCCGAACACGACUGUUCCGUACGAUUCAAGAACAUACUGUACGAGGAGGAAGGUCUGUGGACCUGCGGGGUCCGUCUGACACCAGACGGUAUCCUGCACACGGCGCCUGCGGCGACUGUCAGCCUCCUGCCUACAGCUAAGGUGAGCUUCGUCGAAGUGCCGACGGACACGGCGGUACCAACAGGCACGGAGGCCAUUCUGAAAUGCAUCACUAGCAGCCGCGUGGAGAAAUGCGUGUGGAAUUGGAGGCCGCUACACGGUAGCGACCCGGAGAUCGUCCUCGACGAGUUCCCGAGCAACGGGGACCUCGGUCGCGACUGCUCGCUUCAACUUCCGCACGUGUACGCGGAGAAACAGGGUCACUGGAGCUGCCAAGUGUCCAUCACGUCGCUCAAUACCGUCCUGACGUCACCAUCCGCGAAGCUCACAGUCUACGAGCAAGACGAAGUGAAAUUCUCGGAGCUGUCGCAGGACAUACAGAUCUCGUCCGGCGGCAGCGUCCUGCUGCGCUGCGUGAUGUCCUCGGCGGUGGAUCAAUGCCGGUGGUCGCUCACCCCGGUCAAUUCCAACACCACAGUGGUUGUAAAGCAAUUCCCGGCGGCCGGAAACGAGGCCCGCGACUGCAGCGUCCGUCUGAGCCACGCUCUAGCCGAGCAAGAGGGACUCUGGACCUGCGGCGCUAGGAUACACGGCCGGCAGAAUUACACGGAUGCACCCCCCGCGAAGCUGACUCUCCUCGAACCAGAGCCCGUUACUAUCGCGGUUUGGGCCGCGCCCCACAAAAUGGUCACUCUUGCAUGCAGAGUCGGAUCUGUCUCGUCGGAGGCCAGAUGCCAUUGGAUCCACGCACCACAAAUUCAUAUACAUCAAAAUUCCAGCAAGCUUGCAAAAAAAACGAGACACAACGUGCAAAUGGAUUACAACACGGGUAUAUGUAAACUAGUCUUCAAACCGGAUCAUUCCGAUCUGGGACAAUGGACCUGUAGAUUUACUGUCAACAAUGACAACACCGACAUCGAAAUAGGAAACGCGACACUCGUUCUGCUAAACAGUUUAACAGAUGAAAAAUUAGGAUGGAUUGUGGGCACCUUAACGGCUGUGAUUCUGUUCCUGAUGAUAAUAGUAGUAGUGCUGGUUGUAUGCAAAGCGCGAAUCUUUGUCCGUAAGACAUCUGAAGUCUUGGAAACCUUACCUCCCGGCGAAAGGAAACAGAAAGCGAGAUCGUGCGGUGAGAAGAAUACUGAGAAUCAAGAGAAUCAAGGGAAGAUUAACUUUCAGUUCGUUGAAGACGAAGACAGGAGUCAUACAUCAUCCAUCGAGAGCGUUUUACCUAACAGAAGUCCACGUGUGGAAAAGAAUUACGGACCAAAAUCUAUGAGAAUGUUGGAUUAAAAUUGUAAUUAUUAAGAUUUGGAUUAGAGAAACAAAAAGCUACAAUUUGUAAAAAUUAAACAUAUGAAAAUUCAAUA